This is a messenger RNA of Manacus vitellinus (golden-collared manakin), 3217 nucleotides long. RefSeq names its product FKBP prolyl isomerase 4 (gene FKBP4). NCBI's taxonomy places the organism in Eukaryota, Metazoa, Chordata, Aves, Passeriformes, Pipridae. The record is from RefSeq and is a predicted model, not a curated record. Bases 60 to 1289 code for a protein of 409 amino acids. The transcript has 9 exons. Gene Ontology annotation, molecular function: peptidyl-prolyl cis-trans isomerase activity; protein binding.
UGUUUUCUUAAUGUUUUUCUCAGGUUGUUAAGAGAGAAGGCAGUGGGACAGAAUCUCCAAUGAUAGGUGAUAAAGUGACUGUCCAUUACACAGGAUGGCUUCUUGAUGGCACAAAAUUUGACUCCAGUCUGGACAGGAGAGACAAGUUUUCAUUUGACUUGGGGAAAGGUGAGGUGAUCAAAGCAUGGGACAUUGCUGUGGCGACUAUGAAGAUUGGUGAAAUCUGUCGGAUUACAUGUAAACCAGAAUAUGCCUAUGGCUCAGCUGGGAGCCCCCCAAAGAUACCUCCCAAUGCUACACUGAUUUUUGAGAUAGAACUUUUUGAGUUCAAGGGGGAGGACCUCACUGAUGAAGAAGAUGGUGGCAUCAUCCGGAGGAUCCGUAAAAAAGGGGAGGGCUACUCCAAGCCCAAUGAGGAUGCACUCGUAGAGAUCCAGUUUGAAGGCCGAUACGGAGAUCGUGUUUUUGACAAGCGGGAAUUGCGGUUUGAGAUUGGGGAAGGUGAAAACUUUGAUCUUCCUCAUGGUCUGGAGAAAGCAAUUCAAAAAAUGGAGAAAUCGGAGGAAUCCGUGUUCUAUCUUAAACCCAGCUAUGGCUUUGGAAGCACUGGGAAUGAGAAAUUUCAGAUCCCUCCAGAUGCAGAGCUGCAGUAUGAAGUGAAACUCAAAAGCUUUGAAAAGGCUAAGGAGUCUUGGGAAAUGAACACGGAUGAGAAGUUGGAACAAAGCUCCAUUGUGAAGGAGAGAGGCACUCAGUACUUCAAGGAGGGAAAAUACAAGCGGGCAGCAUUACAGUAUAAGAAAAUUGUGUCGUGGCUGGAGCAUGAAGCAGGACUCUCCGAUGAGGAGGAAUCAAAAGCCAAAAGCUUGAGGCUUGCUGCCCACCUUAAUCUAGCUAUGUGCCAUCUCAAGCUAAAGGAAUACUCACAGGCUUUGGAAAACUGCAACAAGGCACUGGAAUUGGAUAGCAACAAUGAAAAAGGCCUCUUCCGGCGUGGAGAAGCGCAUUUGGCUGUCAAUGACUUUGAGUUGGCCCGAGGAGAUUUCCAGAAAGUGAUACAACUUUAUCCAAGUAACAAAGCUGCCAAAGUGCAACUGGUAACUUGUCAGCAAAAAAUACGGGAGCAGCAUGAGAAGGAGAAAAAGAUGUACGCCAACAUGUUCCAAAGGCUUGCAGACAAAGACUUAAAGUCAGCUGCUGCUCUUCAGACCAGCCACACUGAAGAUGCAGAAAUGAAAGAUGAGCAGAAUGGAGUUGAAGAUAAAUCAGAAGCUGAAGCAGAAGCAUAAAAACAAACCCUAUUCCAUUAGUUUUGUAAAUGAAAGAAUUUCCAGUGAAUUAGACCUUUAUUUUUCUACCUGGUUGGAUAGUGGCUUCAAGGGAGCAGAGGCUGAAGCCACCAUGCCACAGUCAGUUACAGCUUUAUGUGGCUGUUCAAGAAGCUGAAUGGCAGCAUAAAUCCAGUUUAAUCCUAGUGACUUUAUUUAUUCAUUCAGCCUCUGUUACUGUUUGGGUUCUGUCUGGAUUUACUCUGCUUGGUUGAUUUGCAUUUUCAUAGAAUCAUAGAAUGGCUUGCGUUGGGAGGGACCUCAAAGAUCAUCUAGUUCCAACUCCCCUGCCGAAGGUAGGGACACCUUCCACUAGACCAGAUUGCUCAGAGCUCCAUCCAGCCUGGCCUUGAACACUUCCAGGAAUGGGUCAUCCACAGUGUCUCUGGGCAACCUGUUCCAGUGCCUCACCACCCUCACAGUAAAGAAUUUCUUCCUAAUAUCUAAUCUAAACCUACCCUCUUUCAGUUUGAAGCCAUUUUCCCUUGCAUUGUCGCUACUUGCCCUUGUAAAUAGCCUCUCUCCAUGUUUCCUGUAGGCUCCCUUCAGGUACUGGAAGGCCACAAUUUGGUCAUUCUGAAGCCUUCUCUUUUCCAAGCUGAACAAUCCCAAUUCUCUCAGCUUUUUCUCAUAAGGAGAGGUGCUCCAUCCCUCUAAUUGAUGGCCUCCUCUGGACUCAUUCCAAUGGGUUGAUAUCCUUCCUUUGCUGAGGACCCCAGAGGUGGAUGCAGUGCUCCAGGUGGGGUCUCACCAGAGCACAGCAGAGGGGCAGAAUCACCUCCCUCAACCUGCUGCCCACGCUGCUUUUGAUGCAGCCCAGGAUACAAUUGGCUUUCUGGGCUGCCAGUGCACACUGCCAGGUCAUUUCCAGCUUCUCAUCCACCAGCACUCCCAAGUCUUCUCAGCGGGGCUGCUCUUGGAUGUGUUCAUGCCCAGCCUAUACUGGUAUCAGGGCUUGCUUCAACCCAUGUGCAGCAACUUGUACUUGGCCUUGUUAAACCUUGUGAGAUUCCCAUGGGCCCACUUUGCGAGCUUGUCCAGGUCCUUCUGGAUGGCAUCCCAUCCUUCAGGUGUGUCAAGUGCAUCAUUCGGCUUAGUGUCAUCUGCAGAUUUGCUGAGGGUGUACUCAAACCCUUCAGCUAUGUCAUUUAUGAAGAUAUUAAAUAACACUGGUCCCAGUAUGGACCCCUAAGAGACACAACUUGUCACUGAUGUCCAUCGGGACUCUGAGCCAUUGACCACUACCCUCUGGAUGUGACCAUCCAACCAAUUUCUUACCCAUCUAACAGUCCCACCCAUUGAAUCCAUCUCUCCAAUUUAGAGAGAAGGAUAAUGUGAUGGACUCUGUUAAAGGCUUUACAGAAGUCCAGAUAAAUCCCAUCUGUAGCCCUUCCUUUGUCCACUGAUGUAGUCACUCCAUCACAGAAGGCCACUAGGUUUAUCAGGCAGGACUGGUCCUUGGUGAAGCUGUGCUGGCUGUCUUGAAUCACCCCCGUUUUCCAUGUGCCUUAGCAUAGCAUCUAGGAGGAUCUGUUUCAUGAUCUUCCCAGGCACAGAGCUGAGGCUGACAGGUCGGUAGUUCCCAUUUUGUCAUUGGUGUUUGUUUCUUUCUGGUUCCAGCUUACUUGAAUCCCAGGUUCUGCUUUCUACAUUUAUUUCCUUCUCUCGAGUAAUCAGCUUUUUCCAGGAGUCCUCACAUGAGACUUCAGAACAAAUUGGCACUCCCAGUUCCGCCCUAGGGUUGCCCUCUUUCCCCAUGUUCAGUAGGGAGUCCCUUCUAUUAAAUAUUGUAACCUUUCUUGUAUGCCUCCUCUUUGCAAAUUGCUGAAGGUGAAGACUGAAGUCACAGCUUAAGUAAUAAAGCUCCAAUUAAACUCAAGAAAACUGAA